Messenger RNA from Penicillium pulvis, 1563 nucleotides. RefSeq names its product tetrahydrofolate synthase. Lineage: Eukaryota; Fungi; Ascomycota; Eurotiomycetes; Eurotiales; Aspergillaceae. Gene Ontology annotation, biological process: tetrahydrofolylpolyglutamate biosynthetic process. Gene Ontology annotation, molecular function: tetrahydrofolylpolyglutamate synthase activity; ATP binding. The record is from RefSeq and is a predicted model, not a curated record. The transcript is spliced from 3 exons. The coding region runs from base 1 to 1563 and encodes 520 amino acids. Gene Ontology annotation, cellular component: mitochondrion; cytosol; cytoplasm.
AUGACUCGCACAUAUGAGGCUGCCAUUGUGGCACUCAACUCCUUGCAGACGAACUAUGCGAUUGUGGAGGAGCUCCGAAAAUCCGUCUCCAGGAAGGAGAUGAAUGAACGCUCCAUUCCGGAGACAGUUGAAUGGCUUCAGCGUAUUGGAUAUAAGCCCUCCGACCUUGAUCGUUUGAACCCAAUUCAUGUCGCUGGAACUAAAGGCAAGGGAUCGACAUCUGCUUUCAUCUCGACCAUUCUCUCUCAGUAUGUCCAGUCGGAGAGCGACGAGUCGACCCCGCGCCUGCAUAAGGUCGGCCUAUACACCUCCCCGCAUCUUCGGUUCGCGCGAGAGCGCAUCCAGAUUGACAACGCACCGCUAUCGGAAGACCAAUUUGCCAAGUACUUUUUCGAAGUAUGGGACCGUCUCGAAGAGGCCGCCAAGCUGGCCGGUCAGGACCCUACCGCGCCAGGAACGAAGCCUCAAUAUUUCCGCUACCUGACCUUAAUGGCGUUCCAUACUUACCUUAGUGAAGGUGUAGACGCAGCAGUCAUUGAAUGCGGUAUUGGAGGACAGUAUGACUGUACCAAUGUGGUUGAGAAGCCGAAGGCAACGGCGAUCACCAGUCUUGGUAUUGAUCACACGGCGAUGCUGGGUACAACGAUCGAGGAAAUCGCAUGGCACAAGGGUGGAAUUAUCAAGCCUGGGGUCCGCGCCUUUACCGCACCUCAAGCGCCCAGCGCAGAGAAGGUGCUAGCGGAGCGUGCAGCGGAGAAGAACACCCAGCUGGAUGUGGUGUCCGUUCACCCCGACCUUCGAGUGGGUAGUACCGAAGUAAAGCUUGGACUUGCGGGUGAUUUCCAAUACACGAAUGCAUCAUUAGCCACCGCAGCUGCGGCCGAGUAUUUGAGAAAGACUGGCGUGGCGAAUAUUCCUGAGAACAUCAUGACCCAGCCUCUCCCAGCCAAAUUCAAGGCGGGUCUUGAGAAGACGCGACUUGGUGGCCGUUGCGAGACUCGAUAUGAGAAAAAUGUCUCGUGGUACAUUGACGGAGGACAUACGCUUGAGAGCAUCCGGCUGGCCGGUUCAUGGUUUGCAUCUCGAAUCCAGGAAGACUCAUCCUCAAGCGACGUGGCCUCGAAGAAGCCGCGCAUUCUGAUCUUCAACCAACAGACCCGGGACAGUACUGCUCUGGCUUGUGCUCUGCAUGAGACUCUUGCCGCCGCUCUGGGCUCUACGAUCCCAUUUACUCAUGCUGUGUUUUGUACGAAUGUCACCUAUAAGCAAGCAGGUUAUCGCCCUGAUUUGGUCAGCAUGAACACCAAUGCAGAUGACAUUGACCAUCUCCGAGUUCAAAAGUCACUUGCCGAAGCCUGGACCUCAAUUGACCCUCAUGCAAAAACACAGGUGUUUGGUACAAUUGAGGAGGCUGUGGACUUCGCCAGGGAUGUGGCCGCCCAGGAAAGUAAGGUCCUGCAGAAGGAUGAGGCACCAGUAAUGACUUUUGUCACUGGCAGUUUGCACUUGGUUGGUGGGUUCCUUGAUGUUAUUGAGACGAAGCCCUAUUCCAAGGAUGCUUAG